Molecule: messenger RNA, 2679 nt
Organism: Pelagomonas calceolata
Lineage: Eukaryota; Pelagophyceae; Pelagomonadales; Pelagomonadaceae
Source: the annotation of a GenBank genome assembly
AUGGUCCCAACCAACAACCUCUCCGGCGAGGCAGGCUUACGACAGGCCGCGCAAGCAUUGAUCUACGAGAUCCGAAAUCUCAAGCGCUGGCCCGCCGACGCGCCGGCCACGGCCGACAGCUGCUGGGCCGACGUGAGCCAGCGCUGGCUGCCGCGCCUGAACGGCGUCCUGGACGCGCUCGAGAGCAUCCCGCCGGCGGCGCCCGUCGAACGGAAGCCGAACGCACCACCUCCGGCACCCACCGACUGCCUCUCGCUCGCGGAGCUCCAGGCGCUCUACGGCUGCCUGGAACUGGUGGCGGCGUGGGGCGUCGCGCCGCUCGCGGGGCCCGGCGUGCGGUCGACGGCGCAGCGCGGCAUCGUACGAGGCGCGGCGCUGCCGGACGUCGCGCGCAAGUGGGGCGCGCGCGCGGCCAAGCUCGCCGCGUCCCAGCCAUUGGACGAGGCCGAGAGGCGCCGGCGACUGGAAGCGUGCGCUAUCUCACUAGAGCGCGUCGUCGCCGCGCCGCCCCUCGCCACAGUUUCACAACGCUUCGUCGCGGACGCCGUCGCUGCCCGGUUAGCGUCACAGUCAGAAACGAGUUAUGACGCGUGGCCGACGCCGUGGCUCGCGCGCGCCGCCCGCGAAUUACUCGGAGGCACGCUGAACGACGACGGCUCCGUGACGCCGCCGCCCCCGUAUUUAUCAAAGCGCAUGGGCCGGCUCCUCGGCAGCGUGGCCGCGCGGUCGGUCGACGCGGUCCUCGCGGAGUUCGCGGGGCCCGACGAGCUCUCCGCGCGCACGAACGCCGACGCGGGGGCCGUGGAGCGGCGCGUCGCCGCGGCGCUGGCGGCGCGGCCGGCUGAUAUUGAAGAGCGCGACGUUUACGUGAGGAGCGUCGCGCCGCAGUUGUACGACGUGGCCGCGCGCGGCGCGAUUCAAGAUGGAGACGCGACGGCCUCGUCGCACGCGACCAUCGCGCGGGCGGCGCUCGCUCGAUUAUCUGAUGAUGAGGCGACGUGGCCCGCGCUGCGCUCUAGUAUCGCGCUGGGCGCGGGCGAGGCGGAAGUGGCCUCAACCCUAGCGAAGCUCGCGGCCGUAAGCAGGGCGGCCCACCCGCGGCUCUGCGCUUGUUUAAAAACGGACGCGAUUCUGAGGUGGCUCGCGGGGCUCGCGGCCUUCGCCACAAAGUCGAAGCGCAGCGCCUACGCGACGGACGCGCGGAGUGCGCUGAAGGCCUUAGUGGAGGACGACGGCGCCGCCUUCGUCCGGGCCUUCCUCGAUGGUGGCAAGGGCGCCUUCGCUUCCGGCGGAAACGGCGGCGUGCGCUUCGACGUGAGUAAAGCGCCGGACGAUUGUGUCGAGGGCGCUUUGAUAGUGUUAACUGAUCUGGCGGCGCCGGCCCUGGCGGGCGCGGUCUUCGCCGCGUUGCUCGAGGAUUUCCUGCGGGCGCAGCGGGAUGAUGCCAUGCCGGACUUUGAUAAGUUGCGCUUCGUCGCCGCGCUCGCGGAGAAGCUCGAUGGAGGCACGAUGGAGGUCUCGGGCUCAGCUUUGUUGCGGACGCUCAAGGCCGUGUUGGAUGACGCAUCACAAGCGUUGCAACGCGGCGAGGAGGACGCCGACGAGGCCGGGCUCGAAAGAGUCGCUCUGGGCGCUGUGCUGGGCAUCCUCGAGCUCGGCGCCGCGAAGCGAGCCGACGACGAGGAAGCCGCGCUGAAAGCUUUAUUAGAACCGCUCGAGGCCCUGUCCUCGCCGACGCGCCGGGCGGCGUCCUUCGCGCAGCUCGCCGUCGACUGCCGGGCGCGCAUUUUAUGUAGAGGCAUGGCUCCCCAAAAGAGUAGUCAAGAGGAGGAAGACACGCUGCUGGCGGCCGAGAAGUCAUUGAAAGAUCCGCAUCCCGCGGAGCGCGCGCACGGUGUUGUUUCGUUAACCAAGCUCGCUAGGGCUUUCGUAUCAAAGCGGGACGCGCGGAACGCAGCGAAGAUCGUCGAGGUCGACGAAGAACAGGAGGUUUUAGACUGGCGGCCGCUCGCGCGCGUCUGCGUGAAAGCGCUGGGCGACGACGAGUCCUACGUCUUCCUCGCGGCGGCGCACGCCUUAUCGGCGGUCGCCGACGUGAUACCUGGUGAGGUCAUGCCCUAUUUACUAGAGCAGUUCGAGACCGAAAAGCGCGAGAAAACCAGAAGACGCCUCGGCGAGGCCCUCGUGCUGUCCGUGCGGCGGCGGGGCGAGGCGGCGCCGGCCUACGCCCAGAAACUAGGGAGGGCCUUCGCCGCGGGCGCCGCAAACGACAGGGCGGAGCGCGACCGCCUCGCGUGCCUUUCUUGCUUAUCGGAGCUCGCGCCGCUCUGCCGCGACGUCGAUGGCUGGGGUCUAGAUGCAUUGGAUCUAGCUAUGGCGGGCCUGGACGGGCGCGACGACGUUACAAAGCGCGGCGCGGCCUUUUUAGGGGCGGCCCUCGUGACCGGCGCGUUCCUCGACGCUUAUCCAAAGGAAACGGCCAAGCUCUGCAAGCGGCUCAAGAGUGGUGUGGAAGAUAAGGAUGAGGUCGUGGCGGGGCACUGCGUGCGGGCCAUGGAAGCAUUGGAUGGGCUGCUGGGCGAGCGGCUCACGCUCCCCGAGGACGCGGGGAAGUCCGACCUGCAUCGCAUCGUCGGGGGCAUCGGGAAGGCGUCCGUGGUCGAUGACCUUAAGUUGUAG